Molecule: messenger RNA, 2509 nt
Organism: Linum trigynum
Lineage: Eukaryota; Viridiplantae; Streptophyta; Magnoliopsida; Malpighiales; Linaceae
Source: the annotation of a GenBank genome assembly
AUAAGAAUUAACAUCAUUAUUAACCAAUUAUUUGAUUAAUGAAUAUAUUUGUACCAAACCAAUGAUAUUAUUUAUUUUAUUGGAGUUCACCUAUUCUUAGUUUUAAAUCAUGCUUAAUUUGUAGACGAUGUCGGAAUACUACUUUGAGUUAAACUACCUACAUACAACAUAAAAAAAGAGCCAAACCCCAUGAGCUCUAUCCUUUCCACAUAAAUUAUUUUGAGUUACGCAUUAAAUAACAAUUAAAAUGAUGAUUUUGGAACAUUAAUCUUGAAAAUUAUCACUUUAAAUGUUCUAAGUCUUUGUGUUAUUAAUUAUUUAUCUUAUUAAUAUUAUUAUAUGUUAAUUUCUAUAUGGUACUUAAAAUCCUACGAUUCUACGAUUCGAUUUUACAAUUCCAAUUUUACCCCAAUUUUUGAUCUUAAGUAAAAUCUCGAUUUUAACUGCUUUGACCAUUACCCCAAUUUUAGAUUGAUCCAUCCAAACGACCAUGACUUGGACAAAACGGUCAAUCUGAUUAUUGAUGAGAUCAAUCUAUUUGGUCAAUCUAUAUGACCAUUUUGAUCAAAUUACCACGAAAAUCUUGUAAUUCUCCGCCGGCUCCGAUUCCGAUCCUCCUUCCGAUUGCGAAGAGAUUGGUCGAGGAAGAAGCAGAGCCGCGUUGAGGUUUGGGCGCGACAAAGGAGAAGACGACGCCCAGAUCGAUCCCAGCGAUGCAUUUCCGAGGUGAAGGAGACGGAAGUCAGAGACUUUUUCGACAGUCUCGCCCAAUUCAAAUCUCUCCAGGAGAAAACCCAUUUCCGAGGUGAUGAACUCAGAAGUGGGAUGAGGGAUAAGGCUAAUACCUUGUCGUUAUUCUCGAAGAUGGAACAGAAGGUACGAAUCUCCCUUUCCCUUUGAUUAAUUGGAAAUCUGGAUCAGAAGGUGGAAAGGACCAAUUUGAUUUAGUUCAGAGAAUGGUAUUCCCUUUUACUCACCUCGUCCUAGUGACGACGCUUUGUGAUUAUUCAAUCCUAUGGGAUUGCCUCUCAAGAUUCGAGAUCUUUCCUCCCUAAUUUGGGUUAAGGAUGAUCUCUAAAUAUUUUGACACUUUGUCUUUAGAUCCUGUAAUCUGGUUGUGUGAGAUUGCUCCCUCCCUUUGAAACGGCAAACUACUUUGAAUUCGAUCUCGUUCUGGGUUCUUUUCCAAUGACCGGUAUCUGCCCUUGCCCCACCGGAGUUUUGGUAUUGCUGGUUUUCGGGCCAGGAUACUAUGCUAACCCCUAAAGGGGUAGUGAUUUUCGACACCCUCUAUUUGAUUGGUCAGUUUUAUUCUUAAUAAUUAGAUAAGUAUUAAUGGCUGUCCCUAAUAAAUAUUGAUGGGGAAAGGAUUAAGUGGCACAUAUUAAUUAUGCACGGGAAUGGGGCAAUUUUGCUGGAUCCAUAGAUGGAAAUUAUGGCGUUUGCACUCCCUUUCCCUUUGUUUCUUUUUCCCCCCUCCUCUGCUAUUUCCGAUUGUUUGUUUCUUUCCAUUGCUGUGGAGAACCAUAGCUCUGGUUCAUCAAUAGACGGCUGGCGAGAUCCAUCAGUUCAACAAAUGGAUGAUUACAGCGUCCAGUUGGAUGGCGGAGGUCACUGUCAUCAGAACGUAGAGUUAACCGGCAAACGUUCCCUCGGAUUUGACCUCAACGUAGAGUAUACCGGCAACGACGACGAUCUGGACGAACCGGCCUCCGUGGAGCAUGCGCCUGAUAUCCUCGUUGCGAAUGUCGAGCCCGUUGCAGUCGUGGAGGAACAACAAAAUUGGCUAAAUGUGGUUGGCACUGUGGUCCCAGAAGACGAGUCGACAUGGGAGCAUUUCCGUUUUGAGGACCAGGAUGAAUUUAUUAGGUUCUACAAGAAAUUUGCUCAUGGAAGAGGCUUCUCAGUUAGAAAGACUGGUGCAAUUUACAAGAAAAGAUCAUACUUCCCACAUCCAUUUAUAUUUUACUUUGGAGGGAGGUGCAGCAAAGGUGGCUACAAAGAAGGCAGCAUAUUGGAUCCUAAAAAUAAAGAAGAUGUCGUGGAUUAUGAUAGUGAUAAUGAAAGGGAUAGGGGUGAGACUCGUUUUGGUUGCAAAGCAAUUGCAAGGUGCAGGUAUGAGCACAGCACCAGAAAUUACAGAAUUUAUAAAUGGACGGAUGUCCACGACCAUGAGUUACAUGAUGAGGCCUCACGACGAUUCUUGCGCUCGAAUCGGGAAGUAACUGCUGAAUAUGCUUUGUUUGCAAAAAUAAAUGAUGCUGCUGGGAUUCCGGUUUCAAAUACUUUUGAUUCAUUUGCUGAUGCGGCAGGAGGUAAGAAGAAUUUGCCUUUUAUUCAAACGGACUUGAAGAACUAUAUCCAAAAGACAAGGCGAAAGCCUUUCACCCGGGGCGAGGCUAACAUGUUUCAUCAGUAUUUCAAGAGCAAUUUGUGUGUCAUUAGAAACUACGCUCGUUAGACGAAUGGUACACGUACCACUACACUGGUACACGUACCACUACACUGG